UCAGAGGACCACAGCUGAGUAAAAACACAGAGGAACUGUGCAGAGAAAGCAGAGUUUAUCAAAGGGCUAACACUCGUGUGUGUGACCACCCAGCCGUUGGUUGAAAUGCGACUGACUUUAAUCCUUUUGUUCCUCCAGCUGUGGGGAAAUGUGGAAUUUUCUUUAUCGCAGAACGUCUGUUCGAAGCUCCCAGACGUUCCUCACGCCUUUAUUUCAGAAGACACCCAAAAAGAAGAAUACCAGCCAGGAAAUGUGAUACACUUUACAUGUGACAUUGGAUAUGUAUCAGGUCCAACCAUCAGAUAUGUGUGCACAGACCAAGGAUGGCAUGUACUUUUUCAGGGAGCCUGCAACUUAAAACCAUGUGAACUUCCUGAUGACACUCCAAAUGGAUAUUAUGAAAUCAUCAAGGGUGAAGACUUUGUUUUUGGGGCAACUAUCAAAUACUUCUGCAAUCAAGGGUAUCAGAUGGUGAGUAAGGAUGACACCAGGACGUGUUUGCUGGACCGAUGGACCAAUCACGUGCCAAUAUGUGAUCCUCUGAACUGUGAACCCCCGCCUGAAGAUAGACGGAUUACAGUCAACGGUUUAUCUGGAAAUCAAGACCCCAUACUUCCUGACCGGUUCCUCACAUUUAGCUGUGAGGAACCUGGGACUUAUCUGAAUGGCAGCUCAAGGCUCAUAUGUGGUCACAAUGGAGAAUGGGACCAUGCAUUUCCAACUUGUGAAGACAUAACUUGUGCUCUUGGUGAAGUGCAUCCUCGUCUCACUGUAACUGGACUGCCAGCAGCAAAUGAAACAAUGAAGGUUGGACAUCAAUUACGAUUCCGAUGUGAUGAUCAGUACACACUGGAGGGGCCUGAAGUCGUUGAAUGUUUACAAAGUGGGCAGUGGAGUAAAGCCUUCCCAACAUGCUCAGAUAAAUGCAAAGUCACAGGUGUAUCACCCACCACUGUCGCAUCUCUACAAAACAACUACAAAGCAAGACAAGGACAAAUAAUACAGUUUCGGUGUCUUAAUACUUGGAGUGGGCAUGUUCUUCAUGGGAAUGCAACAAUUAAGUGUUUAGCUGGAGGAGAGUGGAGUGAUAGCUUCCCAACCUGUGGACCUCCUGCGGGUUGCAAGAGACCACCACACCUCACAAAUGGUGACACUGUUGGUAGUUCGAGAUCUCAGUACCAACAUAAUGAAAGGGUUCAAUAUACAUGCCAGAAUCUCUACAUCAUGGAGGGUACAGGUUAUAAAACCUGCAACAAUGGCCAGUGGAAAGGAGAAAUAAGAUGCCUCAAGCCCUGCACUGUCAACAGUGAGACCAUGAGCAGACACAAUAUUCGCUUCAGAUACGGUCACGAGGAAAAACUGUAUGCACCACAUAAUGGUGGAUUAACCUUCAAAUGUAUUGAGGGGACGAGACCUGUCCACCCAGCAAGAAUGCGCCGGUUUUGUGUUGAUGGUGUGAUGGACCUGCCAACUUGCCUCUGAAGUUUUUUUUAAGUAAACUACAGAACUACGUUGAUAGACCAAACAGGAAGUCAAAUCCUAAACUUCCUUCUCUUCUGUGUCAAGUGUUGUAAACUUUAAUAAAGAUUUUUGUGCA
Messenger RNA from Cheilinus undulatus (humphead wrasse), 1597 nucleotides. Its product is annotated as complement factor H-like. Lineage: Eukaryota; Metazoa; Chordata; Actinopteri; Labriformes; Labridae. Bases 106 to 1482 code for a protein of 458 amino acids. The record is from RefSeq and is a predicted model, not a curated record. The transcript is spliced from 9 exons.